Molecule: messenger RNA, 7452 nt
Organism: Dermacentor andersoni
Lineage: Eukaryota; Metazoa; Arthropoda; Arachnida; Ixodida; Ixodidae
Gene: GluClalpha
Product: glycine receptor alpha 1
Biological process (GO): monoatomic ion transmembrane transport
Cellular component (GO): membrane
Molecular function (GO): transmembrane signaling receptor activity; extracellular ligand-gated monoatomic ion channel activity
Source: RefSeq, a predicted model, not a curated record
CGCGUCGUGAUUGGUCGGUGCACCGGCCCUCGCCAGGUUCCCGGAUGCCGGGGGGAGCCCGGGCUCAGUUGGUGGUAGCCCAGGCUCCGGCGUGACCGUCGUUCGCUCGGCUCUCGACGCCGCGGCGGGAACAACCGCAACCCGGACGCUCGAUCAGGAGCAGUUCGGGCCACAGGCAAGGCGGCAGAAAAGCAGGUGUCCACACACCCCCCUGCGUUGCUCCUCUCGAUGAACACCAGUCCAGGAGGCGCGAGCCCAACUCCGUGCUCUGACCGCAUGUGUUGCCACCACUGAGAGGCCUCCGGCGUGGCGCGCUUGUCAACGCGCCGCCCCGGCCCGCAGCGACUCGGCUAAAGCUGACGCCAGACUGGUAAAACAAAUGAGUGACAAAGAAAGAAAGAAAGAAAGAAAGAAAGAAAGAAAGAGAGAGAGAAAGAAAGAAAGAAAGAAAGAAAGAAAGAAAGAAAGAAAGAAAGAAAGAAAGAAAGAAAGGAAUAGGCCUGGGAACCAGGCAAGGCAGCUAGAACGGAACGGCGUAUAACGUUGCCGAAAGAAGAAAAUCUGCUUGAACCGGGCAUUCCACUCAGGGUCUCAUUCGCUCCCCCAAUCCUGAGGUUCCUUCUAACGAGGAGGAGGAGCCACACCGCCGGCUGCGGUACUGCCGCACGGGCCAACGUGAGACCGCCCGAGCCCGGCGCCCUGACCUAGGCCGCUGAGCGAAACCCAAGGCGCCGCGCUGGCCACUCCACGGGAACGAGAUCGGCCCCCUGGAGACGACGCGCGCCCCGGCCCACACAUCGUCGACGAUCACCACAACAAUGAACUACUUCUCUGACGCGGCGAAGAUGGUGGCCUCAUCGAAGAGAGAAAUCAUCGAAGCUUUCCACGCGACAUCCGGAGUACACGGCGCAUGCGAAUGAGCGAACAGCGCUGACCGAGACUCGCCCGUCACCAUGAGCGUACAUUCAUGGCGCUUUUGUGUCCCACUAGUGGCUCUAGCGUUUUUCUUGUUGAUUCUUCUGUCGUGUCCAUCGGCAUGGGCCGAAACGCUGCCUACGCCACCGACCCGUGGCCAGGGGGGCGUUCCGGUCGCGGCCGCGAUGCUCCUGAGGAAACAGCAAAGUUCCCGCUACCAAGAUAAAGAGGGCAAGGCAAAUUUCCGUGCUAUAGAAAAGCGGAUAUUGGACAGCAUCAUUGGCCAGGGUCGUUAUGACUGCAGGAUCCGGCCCAUGGGAAUUAACAAUACAGACGGGCCGGCUCUUGUACGCGUUAACAUCUAUAUAAGAAGUAUCAGCAGAAUUGAUGACGUCACCAUGGAGUACACAGUGCAAAUGACGUUCAGAGAGCAGUGGCGGGACGAGAGACUCCAGUACGAUGACCUGGGCGGCCAGGUACGUUACCUGACGCUCACCGAACCGGACAAGCUUUGGAAGCCGGACCUUUUCUUCUCCAACGAGAAGGAGGGACACUUCCACAACAUCAUCAUGCCCAACGUGCUUCUUCGCAUACAUCCCAACGGCGACGUUCUCUUCAGCAUCAGAAUAUCUUUGGUGCUUUCGUGUCCAAUGAACCUGAAGUUUUAUCCUUUGGAUAAACAAAUCUGCUCUAUCGUCAUGGUGAGCUAUGGGUACACAACAGAGGACCUGGUCUUCCUUUGGAAAGAGGGAGAUCCUGUACAGGUCACGAAAAAUCUCCACUUGCCACGUUUCACUCUGGAAAGGUUUCAAACCGACUACUGCACCAGUCGGACCAACACCGGCGAGUACAGCUGCUUGCGCGUGGACCUGGUGUUCAAGCGCGAGUUCAGCUACUACCUGAUCCAGAUCUACAUCCCGUGCUGCAUGCUGGUCAUCGUGUCCUGGGUGUCCUUCUGGCUCGACCCCACCUCGAUCCCGGCGCGAGUUUCGCUGGGCGUCACCACCCUGCUCACCAUGGCCACGCAGAUAUCGGGCAUCAAUGCCUCGCUGCCUCCCGUUUCCUACACCAAGGCCAUUGACGUGUGGACCGGCGUCUGUCUGACCUUCGUUUUCGGCGCGCUCCUCGAGUUCGCCCUGGUCAACUACGCCUCGCGGUCAGAUUCACACCGGCUGAACACGCAGAAGCAGAAGCAGAGGAAAUGGGAGCUCGAGCCACCCCUGGACUCGGACCACCUGGAGGACGGCGCCACCACAUUCGCCAUGGUGAGCUCCGCGGCCGGCGAGCCAGCGGGCCUGAUGGCGGCGGCCCCGCGCUCCUGGCCACCACCGCCGCUGCCGCCAAACUUGGCGGCCGGCUCCGCGCAAGCCGCCGCCGGCAAGCCGCUGGUGCACCACCACGGAGAGCUACAUGCCGAUAAGUUGCGGCAGUGCGAGGUGCACAUGAAAACCCCCAAGACGAACCUUUGCAAGGCCUGGCUUUCCAAGUUUCCCACGCGAUCCAAACGCAUCGACGUCGUCUCGCGGAUCUUCUUUCCGCUCAUGUUCGCCCUCUUCAACCUCGUCUACUGGACAACCUACCUCUUCCGGGAAGACAAGGAAGACGAGUGACUGAACACGAACGCCACGACAGCAGCAGCAGCCGCCGCCAUCCGACACCAUCGUCACAACAGACACGCACUCUGUCGCGCGCGCUCACGACAACGGGUGCGCCAGCGCCUGCCGCGCGGUGGCCGCCGAAACCCGGGAGCGGGUGGGGCUGCACCCCGUCCCGACUCCUCAUCCUCCGUGCACGCUCGAAUCGUCAUCGCCACCACAGCAGCAAACCGUGCGAAAGCGGCGGCACGAUGUCGACACCAACGCCGAGGGCUGCCAGUGGCUGCGCCUCCGACGCGUCGAAACAUCGCCACUACUGCUUCCGUUGCGACCCUCAGCCCCGUCAGCACCAGCAACGAGGAAGGGACCUUGUUUCGGGCCAUCCCUUGGCUACUGUUGUUUUCGCACGAAAGAUCAUUACGCAGCUGAUGCUGAAGUGCAAUGGGGGGAGGGAGGGGAGGGAGAAAUGAGAGCGGGAGGGUGAGAAAGAAACAAGUAAGCUAAAGUUGUCGAUGGCGAGAUGUUAUGUCCGAUUACCGUACAAUUGGUUGUUGCAUUCAGAGUUUGUGUAUACGAAAGGAGUUUAUACGUGAACUGUUCCAUUGGGACAAUGUUCGAACACAGACGUGCCUCUCGUGUGUGCCAUGCGCCGGUCUGCUUCUGUAACCGCAGCUAUCACUCAUGCCGAUGGAAAAGAAAAUCUGCGCACCUUCAGAACUGGUGCUUUCGUCAUCUCGUCGUUGUGAGGCUUCCGUAGUAAAUCGAUACUAUUCUACCCCGUCGGCUUUUCUAUGCUGAGCCGCUAGGGGGUGAGGCGCGGUUGAGUGUAGGAAACUACGAACGGACGCAGACGCUUUGGUAACACACGAGAGGGACGUUCCGGGCAGGCGCUUCAAGGCUAGCGCCAAGGAUCAUGGGUAUUGUAAGCGAAGUUGCUGCGAUCCAUACAAUGUAUGAACUUCUCCCAAAGUCGUAGUGAUCGAUCUAGCUAGUCAGAGCGUACGUAGGGAUGCGGAGAGUGUGUUCUUUGACGCUUGCAUAUCCAACCCCUGUCCCAUGCGUACCCUCCCUAACUCUUCUCCUCCCUAAGCAAGCUGACUGUCAUUAUAGAGGGUCAAGUGUUUAUACCGCAUGUUUCUAGAGAGACAGGAAGCUUACGUACGUUCUCAGUGUUGAAAAAAGUUUAAUUUCCGCAACGCUCUAUGGUAGUGCCGUCCCACACAGGAAAACAUCGUCGCUAUAUCAGCGACGCACCAAGAACUUCGUCACGCUCUCUGUUUGCUUCGGGAACCUGGGAACCUACACUGAGAUGUGAUCAGCCUUUGUUUCGAGUAAAGAAGUGAUGUUGCAAACAUUGGGGCUUGGAGCGUUGAUGUGUCAACUGCAAAAAGGACGACGGCGAAAGCAGUGUGCGCACGAGGCGUUUUAAGUUGUGUCACUUGCGUGAAUGACAUGUGAGCACUCGUCUUGACAGUGUGUACAUUGAUAUUCUCUCGUGUCUCUCAAGGUGUUCGUUGUGGGGGAAAGGGGUCCGGGCACCGCCUCCGGUCCUCCUUUCCCGGACUCUGGGCUGCAAUAGCUCUCGCGACACUUCACUGUGUACCUCUGAGCAGUGCCUCAGUUCGGCUUCGACUCUUGUCUUUUUCUCUCUCUCUCCUUUUUUAUGUGUACGCCGAGGAAAUGUAGGCCGCUGCGGGUCGACGGUCUGACGGCGUCGACCCGUUUGUGUUUCGUGUGCAAGCGCGCUCCGCCGAGUCUUCCACCGUGUGUGUGAUGGCUGUGGAGGGCCCCAGGGGGGUCUAGGAUGGGUGUCCGUGGGGAGAAGGGGCUACAGAGACUACCGUUUAUCCUGGUUAUCCUUUCCAAGGGUAUCGCAGCCAGCUGACCGCGAAGUCUUGUAGGCAACAACUUACCGCCCUUAUCACUGUGCUUUCGCGAACAAAUACCGGCUGCUGUCAGGUGUACGUUUCAUCAUUUGAGGCAAAGGACAGAGCGCACGGGUGUCGACUCGCCUGCGGGUCUUGGAAAUGACCGAAACACUGUUACUCUGAGACAUUAAAGCGAAAGAGAAAACAAAUUGUGUCGAAGAACCAUAGCUGUGGAGGGGGAGGGGACGAAUCUUUGCGUAAGCGGGGUACUGUUAGCCUGAGUUUGUUACCUUUACAUACACCCUAACGCUACCUAAGUCCGGGAUAUUUAGUGCGUUCAACGUACGAUGGACAGGAAGUGGCUCAAAAUAAGAUCUAUGACCACGAGCUUGAGCAUUCGAUGAAUAAGGCGUUGACUACUGGGCAUUGCCAGGCACCAACGGAAACGGCUGUGUCACCGCCCUAGCAGGAUGUUGUGUGCGCCCCCUUUCCAAAAAAGCCAACAUAUCGCGACAGUUCUGUCCGACACAUACGGUGGAAAACGUGUUGCUCGGCGGCUCCGGUUAUGCGUGAGGCCGACGAUAGGGUCGCGGCCUCGAGACACUGGCAAAAAAAAAAAAAUGUUGCUUCCAAGCCGAUCGUCUAGGCAAGUCCUUCACGAGGCUACCCACUUGAAAGUAGCUACACCGCGUAACUAUAAACACUGCGCCCCUUUACCCUCGAAGGUCGUCUUCGUCGCUUUGCUGUUACACCGUGCGCGGUGCUUGUUUGUGAACUUUUAUUUUUCAGUUGAAAAGCGCCUCCGCACCGGGACCUCGUCUUGGAGUCGCUCUUUGAGAUACCACCUUCUUCCUCACAUACGCACUUACCCUCAAACUAAAAGCGUGGACGGGAAACAUGGCGAGCCAGGCCUUUGAAAUGCGGGGCGACACCGAUGCGACGCGUUGUCCCACGUGUGCGGAGGGCGCUUUGCAAAAAAAAAAUCAAGAAGCGUGCAUCUAUGCAUGUAUAUAGCAUGCACGUGGAGACGCCGGUGUACACAGGCGUGCACACAAAUGUUUGUUUGUACAGCGUGGGGCGCAAGGUCACCCUGCUGCUCGUUCUCGUCUCGGUUCAAAUCCCCACGCGACGUUUCGUGCCCUGAAAUUUUUCCGCCAUUUGGGAACAGUGCCCAAGAAAAGUUAAUACAACAAUGGUAACUUAUCAUUGCCACAAUGAAGACCGGCGCAUGCAGUUCCUACGGAUCCUUUCUGUAGUCCAGCUGAUAUUAUUCCAGCCAGUUGACGCUGGUUUGCUGUAGCUGGACAUGCUUACAUCCUUGAUACUGCCACAUUGCGGCCGAUAUGAUGAGUAUUUACCUGAAUUCACUCGCCUAAUUGGAGGAAUUGUGAGUAGCUAUUCAAGAAUAUGCGAAGUACAUUGUGUAGCUAAGCUACAGAGUUGUCAUAACUUUAUUUCUAUAUCCUUAGUCCAUGGGUAAUCUAUUCUUCCACUGGUAAAUCAGGUGUGAUGCAGUCACCAACAAAAAAGGAACUCUGUCCUGGGAAAUUUCAAAGCACUACGCGCGAAUUCUGUCUCUUAAGAGAUUAAAGAACGAAGUGGCUUCGGGCAUUAUGUAUCCGUGUACAUACAAGUGACGUUAACUUUUUGGUGAGUCAUGUAUCCUCUUGUGCUUUGUCUUGACACGAGCAAGUACAUUCACCCACAGUUAAGGAGACUGACGUGUAGGGAAGCAAAAAGUAAGUCCGUACUUCGUAUCGCAGGGUCCACAGUCACCGUUGUACAUAGAUGCGUAGAUCGGUAUGUGCUUACGUAUGUGCUUGUCUAAACUGGCUUCGCUGUACAUAUGGUUCAAGUGUUUCAUAGUGAAUUGGUGUUUUCUUACGUGCACCUGAGCUGUCUGUAAAAAGUGGUCAAAGUGAACGUUUGUUGUUUGCCAGGCAGAAGUCGUGUGCUUUCGCUCGUGUAUUCAUUUCCCCGAGGAUGAAUUUCGAUAACUUAACCUCAUGCGACACGAGAAGCUCAUUAGCCAAAUCAAAUUCCUAGUUAUCAAAUGUUGGUAAUGCUAACGCGUCGUAAAUUUAUGAAGGAUGUAGCGCAGUAAAAAAAAAAAGAACGCAAAUUGCUUAAAGCCCUGCAGUAUUUUUUUAUAAUUCCAUUUUAGCUUCGAAGUAGACUAACAGUCGCUUCAUCGAUGCGUACUGAAUGUAACUGCUGCUGUGUGAGCGUUAAUCAUUUCAUUCAGGAGGAAAGCAGUGCAAAAGAAGUCAACAAGAAGUCAUCAGUUUAGACUUCUGCUUUAAGUUCACGGGCGACAGCACACGGUUUUUCGCCUGCUUGCGCAGUCAUUUUGUGUGCGAAGGAGUGUUAGCAGACGCAAGUUUCAUGUUCGGGCUGCUUUUGUGCUCUUUUGCCUGCUGGCGAUUCCGUAAGAAUGCACUGUGCCAAAGGCUGCUCACAUCUCAGUGUCCGUACCGUACGACAGGCCCAGUUUGUACUGAGGCUGUUGUCGAGAUAGUUUGUGCUCGAGCUUUUUUGUUCGUGUUCUUCUACUUCUUUUCACGACUGUGUUUGGGUUGAAAGUGUGGCUUUUGUGUCUGCACCCACGCACCACCCCAGUGCUGAGUGUAUUCAGAGUCAGUGCAGUAUCGCCCCCCCAGUAGGUCAUGCAUGAUUUGCCACCGAGUUUGAUAGCGCUUCUGUCAAAGAAUCAAAACGACGAAACACAGACUCGAGUGUUUCUCUUGUACAGUCUGAGUUGGUCCCGUUUCUAGCAUGUACACGCGCGGUCAGCACGCAGAUAUUCUAUCGACGAAACAUGGCUACUGUUAAUAAUAAAAACGAACGAAAAGACCGAUUUCGUUAUGUAUAUCUCCCCUAUAGGCAUAAUAUCGUCGAAUGUAACUACGAAAGUUUUGGGCGGCGAAAGUUCUCGCCGUGAACUUCACUUGAUCUGUGACGUACAUAGAGACAUAAUUUGUUAGGUGCAAGCAAAACAUUUUGACGUAUAACUAAAGAAAAACGUACGCUUUAUCGAGUGACAUGAAUGCUCAAUGAAGGAAGUUUGCUGCUCA